UAAUAGUAGGUGGAGCUUGGUUUCUCUCUUUCAUUUCGACCCGUCUACCCAAAACGUCACCCGGUGUUCGCUUCCUUGUUCAGCCAAAAGAGGAAUAGCCUCCCUUCCUCUCCGUCCCCUACUGCUCGCUGCUUCCUCCCGUGCUUCCGAUGUCGGAUCGCGUGGCGGAGAACGUCGGCGCCCUUGUGCGGCGCCUCUCUCGCCACCUCAAUCGCAAGAUCACCGACGUGCUCGCCCUCCUCUUCCGCCACAAGAGCGCGGGCUCCCUCGGAGCCGUCGCCGGCUUCGCAAUCGCCGUCGUCUUCGCAUGGAAGUUCCUGAGGCCGUCGCGGGGCCGACGGACGACCGAUCGGCGCAAGCCUAGGGCUUCUCCUUCGACGAGUCGAGAGGCAGCUGGAGCUGAUCCUUCGCCCUCGGAAGGUUUCGUGCCCUUGAGGCCAUUGAAGGUCUCCGAUGCCAUCGAGGCAGUUGCGUCUCCUGUUGAGCUAACUCUUGGACAAAUUGUGAGGAAGAGACUUGGUGGCUGCAGAAAGAUGACUUGUCAGCUGCUUGGUGUGAUCCUGGAGGAGAAAACUCCUGAAGAGCUUCAGAAACAUGCUACUCUCAGGCUCUCUGUGCUGGAAGUAUUAGAGGAAAUCUCUAAAUAUUGUGAUCUUUAUUUGAUGGAAACUGUUCUUGAUGAUGAAAGUGAGGAGAGAGUUCUUUCAGCUCUUGAGAGUGGUGGAGUUUUCCAAAUGGGCAGCUUGAUCAAGGACAAGGUCCUAUUUUGCAGCACUGACGUCGGGCGAACAUCAUUUGUGCGGCAGUUGGAGGCUGAUUGGCAUAUUGAUUCAAAUCUGGAAAUAAUCUCGCAGCUUUUGCGAUUUAUCAGAUUCCAACUCUAUAUCUCGGAAAUGGAAUCAGGACAAAUAGCGCCAAAUGUAUUCACAUCUACGUGUUUGGAACAGUUCUUUUCCUAGCUUGGAAAAACUGCAGGCGUCAACCGAGACUUGGCACCGUGCCUCUGGCUAUGGUCUUGUGUUCCCCUCUAACCUUACGAUAAGUGGGUUUCCAUUACAUGGCUGUAAUGUACAUGCUCGGCACUUUCAAGUGAUGCUUACAACUGCUGCUUGUUGAAGUUUUCUUGUUUGCUUGCACCAAUGACCUUGAAAAUGCAGAUGAUUUCCCAUA
Messenger RNA from Musa acuminata AAA Group (dessert banana), 1170 nucleotides. RefSeq names its product peroxisome biogenesis protein 22-like. NCBI's taxonomy places the organism in Eukaryota, Viridiplantae, Streptophyta, Magnoliopsida, Zingiberales, Musaceae. Gene Ontology annotation, biological process: peroxisome organization. The record is from RefSeq and is a predicted model, not a curated record. The transcript is spliced from 8 exons. Bases 150 to 959 code for a protein of 269 amino acids.